Molecule: messenger RNA, 6480 nt
Organism: Eriocheir sinensis (Chinese mitten crab)
Lineage: Eukaryota; Metazoa; Arthropoda; Malacostraca; Decapoda; Varunidae
Exons: 24
Coding region: 382-6030 (1882 amino acids)
Biological process (GO): establishment or maintenance of epithelial cell apical/basal polarity; homophilic cell-cell adhesion; heterophilic cell-cell adhesion
Cellular component (GO): plasma membrane; protein-containing complex
Molecular function (GO): protein binding; calcium ion binding; G protein-coupled receptor activity
Source: RefSeq, a predicted model, not a curated record
GCUGCCUGCCAGUCGACAAACAACUGUCGGCGUCGAGAGACGUAUAGCGCGGGCGCGUGCAACUCAGCAGUUCGUGGCGGCCAUAGUUACAGCGGGUGUAAUACGUGGCUUGACAAAUUCUGCUUCCUUAACCUCUCCAGCUGAGAGGCGCUGGUGGAUAUUACGGAACAAGUGGACUGACGAAAAGUGAACAACUGCCAAGUGAACAGUUUGUUUGUUGUUCAAUAAAACUUGGGUGGAAAAAUAUAGAAAUUCGACUCUUCUUGUGUCAAGUGUUAAAUCAAGUGGGCGGCAUCAAGAAGGAUCUGCCUGAGACUGUCAUGUGAGGCGCGGCGCCCCUGCUGCGAGAGUGGGUGACACGCACGAACCCAGUGGACACCCAUGCACGCCAUGGCUGCCGUGUGUGGCGCCGUGGGGCGCCUCGCGGUGAUGGCCCUCGUCCUCGUCUCUGUGACCACAGGAGAGUUGUACCUCCAGCAGGCCCCGGAGCUGUACCUGGAGCAGCCCCCGCGGCUGCCCCGGGUGUACGCCGCCGCCCCUUCUGGCGUGGACGUGACGGUGGUGCGGGCGGUGCUAGUGGACCCCGGCACGACCACCCGCACCCCCGCCCACGAGCCGCGCUUCUCCCUCCACCGGUCCGACAAAACCGACUACCGAUUCUUCAACAUCGACGAGAGGCACGGCAACAUAACGACGUCCAGGUACCUUUCGCUUCCAGUGGGUAGUCAGUACCAGCUGAUGGUUAUGGUUCUGGCAUCUGGGAGAGCCAUCUACAAGAACUUGAAGAUCACUGUCUCUGAAUAUAACAAAUACGCUCCAGUCCUCAGCCUCCAGCAUUACAGUGCAGAGGUGCUGGCUACAGCAGGGGUGGGCACUCCCAUUCUGCAAGUAGCAGCCACUGACCAAGACCCGGUGAAGUACAACAAAGACUUCCACUACUUCCUGGGAGAACAUUCCGCCGAUUUUCACUUAAAUCCCUUCCUUGAUCCCCCGGUGUUGUCACCUUUGAGAAUUGAUCCUCAUUCGGGCGUGGUGAGGGUAGCCCGGCCUCUGGAAAGGUUUGCCUCGCCCCUGCAGCUGCUGGUGGGUGCUGUGGACGGCGGCUCACCUCAGCGACAUGCCCUCGGCAACCUCACCGUUUACAUCAGAAAAAUGCCAGCUCCAAGAUCUGUACUUGUGACCAACACCUCAGAAACAAGCCUGACAGUGUGCUGGUUGCCUCCUGUCUUCAGCCACCCUGAAGGCUACAUUUUGAGUUACAGUCCGAUGGGGCACCAGAAUGGUGAGGGGUUCCUCAAUCUGACAGUGGAUCAGCUCCACAGGAAGUUGUCCACAUGGAGUGGUAGCCAGGAGGUGGCUACUAGGGGUGACAGUGUGGUUCCAGUCUACCAUUACUGUGCUGUGGUGGGUGACCUGAUGCGCUGGACACAAUACCUGGUAGGGGUGCGAGCAUGGGCAGGAGCUGAGAUAUCUAUCGCCUCAAUUUCUGUCAAGGCAUCUACCAUGAGUGACUACUGUGCAGAAGGCGUGUGCAGGGCUGGGAACUGUACCUUGCAGCAAGACCCACCAGGAUACUCGUGUCAGUGUCAUGAUGGCUACUAUGGUGACAGCUGCGAACAUCACAACCCCUGCCUCCCAGAAAAUCCAUGCCAACCUCCAGGGAAGUGUCUCAACAACUCAGAUGGAUCCUACACCUGUGAGUGCCUGCACGGCUUUUACGGCCCCAACUGCACCAUGUUGGACCCAUGUAUGGCUGUGUCUGAGAACCCCUGCGUCAACGGGGGAGUCUGUGUCAGAAGGUCCAAACUCCUUCAAAAUUCUGCCGGUGAAAAGAGUCAGCAGUAUGAAUGUGUUUGCCCUGAAGGUUACUAUGGAGUGACCUGUGAGCACCAGGACCCAUGUGUGCCCAACCCCUGCAAUGAUAGGGGUUCAUGUAAUAAACUGUCACAUGCCAACUUUUCGUGUGUGUGUCAUCCAGGCUAUACUGGUACAAGAUGUCAGGAGGAGGUUAACGAAUGUGAACCUAACCCAUGUAAGGGCGGCAAGUGCACCGACCUCUUCAACGACUACCACUGCCACUGCCCUGAAGGCUGGGGUGGAAAGAACUGUGAGGAGGAUCUUGACGAGUGUGCCUCUUCUCCUUGCUUCAAUGGAGCCACCUGCAUUGAUGGGCAGGCCUCUUACGUGUGUGACUGUGCCCAUGGGUACAGUGGCCUCAGAUGUAAUAUACCAGAGUCCUGCCCAGUCCAGACAACAGAUCUUAACACUGGUGAGUUCCUCUGGCCUGCCACUCACCAUGGGGAGUCAGUCACCAUAUCCUGCCCUUAUGGAACUCGAAUACCUGCCUUUGAAGAAGGAAGCACCACUGAAACUGACACACCGUUUGAUACAACAAUGACAUCGGGAAAUUACCAUGAUUUUCUGGAUUUUGAGGAGGCAGCAUUAUCAACAGAGACUCCACAUGCCUCAGCGAUGACUGCUACAUAUGCUGCUUUGGAUGGUGGCAGUUUUCACAUCAACAGAAAAUCAAGAGAUGUCUUCAGCCCUUCUGAUUUCAGGAGAUUUGAGGGUAGUUUUCAAGAGAGAAGACAUCGUAUCCUCUCUUCAAUAAGGGCAUCAAGCCCCAGGAGGUCAGACAGAAGGCACUCCCUGAGGCAGUCUAGACAGGGAGGGCAAGGCAGGCAUGAAACAGAAAGACAAGAGAGUCAUACAGAUAAUGAAGAAACAGGAAGGCAUCUGUACAAUCAAAACCAAACAAACUCAGCAAGAGACAGAGAACAGGAGCCAGAUGUAAAGAAGCAUAUUGAUAUAGAACAUGGACGGCCUGAUGCUCUGACACUCAGGAGUGGUCCCAGAACAGAGCCACUCACAGACAGUAGAUCUAAGGUGCAGGACACUAAUAAGCACAUGACAAGCCAUUCCAUGCCAGACAGGCCACAAGUUCACCCAAUAUUAAUUAAAGGCAAAAAAAGGCAUCUGUCACUUCCAGAUGAUUAUGUAAGUUAUGAUGAUUAUAAUUAUAAAUAUAAUCCAGCAUAUGACAUAGAUCUCCAGACUGAUGACAGUGCAGGGACAGAAUCAGAAUCGACUGAUGUCCAAAGCCAGAAAAAAAGAAAUAAGAGUAGAAUUCGUGAAACCACAAGUAUAACACCAGCAAGUGAUGCACAUCAUACAAAGGCAACGGGGGAAAGGGUAACCAAUCAUCAUACAAAUAAAGCGGUUCGGUCCUGCAUUCUUCUACCAAAUGGCACUGUAACCUGGAGGAAACCUGAUACCAGUAUGUGUCGGGAAAAAGCAAUGCAAGUGGCAGAAAAAGCUGCCCAGGAAGUGGUCUCCCUCACAAACUCUCCUUCAACUGUUAAUUCAUCGACAUUCACUCAUGCUGCAGACCAGCUGGCUGUGAUAGUUGAGCAUGCAAUCAAGGAUCAAGCUGUGGCUAAAAGCAUGGUGACAGCUCUGAGCAACUUGAUGGAAGUGAAUGAUUCGGUGGUGGCUGCUGUAGACAAGAAAAAUAAUGUCACCAAACAAAUCUUGAAGACAAUCAAAUCCUUCACCGAGAAAGUGGCUCUUAGAGUUGGAGAGCCAGUCAAGCUGGAAUCUCAAUAUUUAGUGGUGGAAGCGAGAUUGCUGGAUUCAUCAGUAAACGAAAACAUCAUCUUUGAUCCUAGAAUACAGAAAAACAGCUCACCUCUAUCACACUCCCGUCACAGGAGGAGGAGCACUGAGUCUUCAGCACCCACUCAGGAAAUGAAACCAUACAUAUCUUUGCCACCUGAGGUACUGAAGCUGACAGGCAAAAAAAAUGUAAGAUUAGAAUUUGUUUCAUUUGCCAAUGAUAAAUUCUUUCGGAGUCAUGAGCAGUCCGGGCUGCCAGUUAUCACUGCCACGAUCACCAAUACUGAAGUCAGCAAUCUGAGCCAUCCAGUUGUUUAUGAGAUCCCGCUGGGAGCGCCUCAUGCUUCAGGAGCCUUCCAGCCAGUCUGUGUGUUUUGGGAUGAGAAAGAACAUAGAUGGUCAACCAAUGGACUGCAAACGGUGCAGAUUGAUGGGAGGAACGUCUGCCAAGCUUCUCACCUGACAGCAUUUUCAAUAUUAUUGGAUCCUCUUCCUGCAGAGCUUGGCUCCCAUGCUGAGGCUCUUUCCAUCAUCACCUAUGUUGGGCUAAUUUUGAGUACAGCUGCUCUCAUGGCUACAGUUGCAACUUAUGCUUUGUUCAGGACACUGAACCGGGACCGCAGCGGCAAAAUUGUGAUGAAUUUAUCCCUGGUGCUGCUGCUCCUCAAUAUUGUGUUCAUCAUUGCUGUCAAACUCAAGCCUCCUUCAGUGGAAUGUACUGCUCUUGCUGCUAUACUUCACUAUCUAGUGGUGUCAGCCUUUGCCUGGAUGCUGGUGGAGGCAGCCAACAUGUAUCAACUCCUCAUUACAGUAUUUGCCUCUGCUGAAACUCACUUCAUGGCCAAGCGUGUGUUUGCAGCAUGGGGGAUCCCAGUUGUUCUGGUUGUGAUAGCUCUCAGUGUUGAUAAAGAAGUGUAUGGGGACCCUAACCAAGGCUACUGUGUCAUCAGUCCUGCGUCCAACCCAGCCCUCUAUUAUUCUACCUAUUUAGGUCCUAUCUGCCUUGUUCUUCUGGUGAACUGUAUUGUGUUCGUGAUGGUGACGCGAGUACUGUGUCAGCGACGCCCACGCCCCAACAGGCCGCGGGCACCCUCCAGCUCACCCUCAGUGGAGAUGCCCAUCACACUGGCACAGGUUCGAGGGGCUGUGACAGUUGUUGCACUGCUGGGCAUCACGUGGGUGGCUGGGGCGCUGAGUGUUGGUGGGGCUCGCCUCAUAAUGCAGUAUAUUUUCUGCUUGACCACACCCUUGCAAGGACUAAUUAUCUUCAUAGUUCGUGUAGCCCAACAUCCAGAGGCUCGAGCUGCUUGGAUAACUCUGUUCACCACAGGAACCCUCCGUCGCCGCCCGCCUACCACGCAUACACAUUCCACGCACUCAUCAGGCCACACUCACUCAACUUCAUCCAUGGCCAACACUCCAAGAAACAACAAUUCAUCUACACGCACAACUUCAACAAGAAUUUCACUCAGGACCUCACCAAAACCUACAGACAACACCCAGAAGAAUGGUUCAGUUAAGUCAUGGAGUUCUAAGAAUGGAAACAUUUGUAAAUAUGCAUCAAAGAACAAUGAAACUGAUUCAAGCAUGGGUACACUCUUUACCCGUCUAGUUAAGCGUCUAAGUACCAGUGGCCAAGGGAAUGAAAAAGAUGGAGCCUCUGUUGCCAAAAAUGUUGAAAAGACAAAACAUGACUUGGCCUCUGUGACCCUUCCUGACUUAGACUGCCCAAGUACAUUAAAUCAAGACCACUCAUAUUUCUGUGAAGCCAUUCCUGAAAAGCCAGCUCGCUCCAGCUACAAGAACAAGCCUGUACAUCGUCCUCAGUCUCUUGUACUGCUGCGCACAGACAGCCAUGGCAGUGUAAUGGCUACCCAGGCAUCCACCUUAUCUCAGGACUGCAUAAAUCCCCAGUAUCCUCUUCUGUCUUCUAGUUUCUUACCCCAGGAGUUGGUAGAAGCUGGGAUUCCUUCAUCAAUGGUACCAAGAAGAUCUCUGGGGUCUCUCAUGCUAAUUACAGGAGGCAAAGAAGGUGAUGACUCGUCUUGGCACUUUGUUAGGCCACCACCUGAUGGUCACAGCAACCCAGUCAGUGAGGGAGAGAGUGUUUUUGUGGAAAGUAACACUCUUGCCAUUACAAAGGGGGAUAAACAUCUUGAGAAGCUUGUUUCUCAAACAGUAGGAACUAGUGAAUCCAGAAGCAACAAUGGCUGUGUUGUUCUCUCUGGACAGCGAGUUGCAACCAAAAACUCUGCCAUAUCUGAAGUGGAAAGAAAGUUUUCUGCUCCAAACCUUACAAGAGCAAAUAGUGAGUCGCAGAUGAACACUUCAGUAGUCAAUCCAGCUGACUUGCGACGCUCAGCUUCUGUGUAUACUUUAGGAGAGUGGGAAGACCCAAGAUCAUCGCUAGCAUAAAUAUGUAAUUAUACCAAGAUGAUUUACAUCAGUUUUAACCCAAAGAGUUUGGAGCCUAAAGACAAUAAUGUGAAGGUAUUGUGCGUUGCAGUGAAAAUGUUAUUGAACAAUCUACAGCCCAGCUAUACGCAAGUGUGAAUUAAUGAAUUUGGCUUGUUUGUAAUCUGUUUCAGUGUAUUAUAAUGGAAGUCUAGAUAGCAGCUGUAGUAUUAUAUAACAUGAGAGGGCCAGUUUCUGUGACUAGAUAUCUUCAGCAGUUGUCAAAUUACUGAAUGGGUUUGACCCCUUCCUGGGCUGCACAGGAUAGCUAAGGAAAAACUUAUUAAGUUCUAUUUAAGGUCUACAAUGUUCCCACUAUUCUUAACAGGUAAUACUAACCUGUAGAACUCUGAGCAUUUAAAGGCUUUACUUAUAUAUUAUAUGCCAUAAUAAAGCUAUGUGUAAAAUGAA